ACCGGAGCAUUUUGCCUAGGUUUUAGUUUUAUCAUCAAACAGUCAUUUUUAAAUAGAAAAUGAAUUGCAUGAAACUAUUGAAUAUGUUAUGUCUCUUCUGAUAUCGGUAUGAUUUUUUUCAGGUAUACCAUUCUUCUUAGGAAACAAUGAAAAACUUAAAAAUAUAAAACUCGUAAUAGGUAUAUCAUCACAUUUUCUGCUCUAUCGUUCUUUUCUAUUAUCAAUGGGAGAUCCGUACGAAACUUGCGUGACUCAACCUGAAUGUAGAUUAUAUGGAGUGAGUUCGUAGACUGUAGAGGGAACGUUACGAUUUUUCCGUUUAUUUUUUACAAGUUGGAACGUUUUGAAAGACAUCAAGUAUAGAUCAAUGGUUAUACAGGGCGUGCAUCUCGGCAUCGAUCAUGAUUCGUGAAAGUUCGCGAACAAUUUGUACACACUAGUUACUUAUAUUUAUCUUGGGAAAGGUGCGUGAAUAAGACUAUUUCCUUGAGUUUAUUUCCCCGCGAUCAAUCGUGAUCUUAUGUUUAUUCAUUAGCUGAAAAGUUGAGAAGCACAGAAACUGUUAUUCGGCUAGGAAUUGAAUCCUAAUUACGUAUUUGUUCCAUCCAGCAUAUUAUUCGAUGACGCGCGCUUUUCGUUGCACUCAUAGAUCAAUUUUGAGUAUUUGAAUGCUCGUUCGUCUCGAUAUAUCAAUAUUGAAAUUCAUUGCUCUUAGGAUCAUAAAAGAGGUUAUUUUUCUUAUCUGUAUCAUUUUUACUUAUUCAUCUGACCGUUAAUUGUUCGCAAUCCACUUUUGUUCGUAUUAGCAAGAAACAACAAUGACAUUACAUUCUUUCGUUAUCAUUAGACCUCGAAGAAUCAUAUUCUCCUGUAUACUAUCCGAUAUAUUUUUUAUCUUCUUUGUAGGUAAGAAGAACAAAAAAUGGAGUAAGAAGAAAGGAGUCGAGUGUGCUAUAUAUAAGUAAGAACGCUAGAGGAAAAAAAGGAGAAGAGUAAUCGAACGAGGAUUCGUUUCCAAAACGUCGAGAAUGUCAUCUAUUCGAGAAAAGUAAGGACGACGAAAUCGGAGAAAUUUCGAGAUUGUUUGAAACAUCUCGAUUUCUCACGAGAGUGAGAAAAUGGUACAUUUUGGUUCGUUGGUCGCGACUUCGACGCUGCUAUUCCUUCGUGCUUGUUCAGUUUGCAUUGAAAGGGGAAGCGCAUCCUCAUUAGUUAUCAAUGUAGUUGUUUGACAGGCGAAUGCUACACUAUUGGCCCUUCUCCUCGAAGAUCUUCCUUUAGGGGUAAAAGUCGCAUUCUCGGCCACCGGGCUGCUCCUCCGUCUGCUGCAUUUCCUGGCCGUCCUUAAGCUGGAUGGAACGAUUCUGCCUCAGUCCGAUCUAUGCCUUCCUUCGAUCUCGAUUGUUGAUCCUCGGUCGCUCGCGGUCGAUUCUAUCGGUCACAAUGGUGCUAGACUUUUACCUCGCUUCGCUAGUCUAAUUUCGAGCCACACAUGAGGUACGACCGAUAGCAACAACAUGAAUGCUAAUCCAAGAACACGGAAUCGUGUGCAAACCAAACCAUGAAGACCCAACGCUAACGAGAGUCCUAACCAUCUCCAGAAGAGUGAUGUUGACAACGGACCUUGCCAGGAAUUUGGAUAGAGACCUAGUACUAAAGCUGAAAAUAAAGUAUUUCGCUCUAGAGGAUGUUAACAAAUAUCACGCCUUGAAUAUCAUUUUGUUAUUGCUGCUUAUUUUGAUCGAUUUCAAUCUCACUAAAGAACUCACUGUAUAUUAAAGUUUCCCAGAUAGAGUUGCAAACUCCCCAGGCAGCUGAUAUGACAUGGAAAAGUGCCGGAUCGUCGCCAGCCGGUCUCCAGACGACCAAAACGAGCAACAAACAGGCAUGGAAAGCGAAACCCACGACUGCAACAUAAAACCAAUAAAAUUAAACGAGGUAAAGAUGUUCAAUACAGCUGUACAAAAGCUGCGAUUUUUAUAUAAGCCUUACGCCUUGGCCAUAGUCUCGGUCGGAUACGUACUCGGCGAGUUGGGACAUUACGUGAUCGGUGUUACGAGUAAGGCGACCGCUGAAGAUUUACACUAUGGCGACAUAUCCUGCCAAUUGAAUUCGAGUACUCUUUCGCUCAUCGAACUCCCGAUUAGAUGCGAACAGGCACAGAACGAGACUUACUGUCAAUCUUUAGAACUGAAUGGCUCCUCUUAUUGCGAAUGGAACUACAGCGGUCUCGGCUUAGACUACCAAAUCUUAGCAGGGCCAAGUUUCAUUGCCGUCUUUACAAUAGUUGGAGUCAUUUUAGGCAUCGCUGCCGAUCGAUUCAAUAGGGUCCGACUCUUAGCAAUAUGCACGCUGAUAUUUAGUUUGGCGAUCGUUUUAAUGGGAGCAGUGAAAGAAUAUUGGCAUCUCGUUGUCCUUCGGAUGGUUCUUGCUGCUGGCGAGGCAGGAUGCAAUCCACUAGCAACCGGUCUUAUUUCCGAUUGGUUUCCUGAGGAACAGCGUGGUCUCGUCAUGUCCAUUUUCAAUUGGGGUAUUUAUGGCGGCUAUGGCAUUGCCUUUCCGGUUGGCCGAUACGUUCCAGCUUUAAAUGCUUGGGAUCUAGGAUGGAGAGUCUGUUACUAUGGAGCUGGAAUAGUCGGCAUCAUUAUCGCAAUUCUUACCGGUCUGACUUUAACUGAACCGGAAAGGAAGACCAUUGGCGAAGAAAACGAUAAGACUAAAGAAAAAAAGAUCUCGAUUUGGAAAGUGAUAUUACAGCCACGAAUAAUACUCCUUUGUCUCGCUGCCAGCAUCAGACAUUGCGGUGGCAUGUGUUUUGCAUACAAUUGCGAUCUUUAUUAUCGCGACUAUUUUCCGGAUCACGAUCUCGGCUGGUGGCUCUUUGCGGUGACCAUUGUCAUCGGCAGCAUCGGCGUCGUCGUUGGAGGUGUGGUCAGUGAUAAAUUUGUCGCGAAAAUGGGAAUCAGAUCACGUGUGGCAGUUUUGGCCAUCAGCCAGCUAAUAGCGACACCGCCAGCUUUUGGAUCAGUCUACUUCGAACCACGUUGGGCUAUGUUAUCCCUCGGGUUUUCAUAUUUCUUUGCGGAGAUGUGGUUCGGUAUCGUUUUUGCAAUAGUAGUAGAGAUCGUUCCGUUGAACUUAAGAUCUACGACUAUAGGCGUUUUUCUGUUCGUAAUGAACAAUAUUGGUGGUAAUUUACCGAUACUCGUUGAACCAACCAGGAUAGCUAUCGGCUUUCGGGAAUCCCUCUACAUUUUCUACGCUGGUUUCUACGGCAUAAGUUCAAUCAUGUUUCUUCUGACGAUGUUUCUAAUGGAUGGACCGGUAAAACAAAUGAAGAACAUCGAAGAUCAAACUAGAUACGACAAUUGCACAUUCGUCAACGAUGAAGACCAACACGUUUCUUCGACAAUGGAACUUCCUCGAUUAUCCAUUCGACCGCCAUACUAUGAGAACUCGCAAUUAUGAUCAUGGUAAAUUAACGGCAAGAUAAGUAUUAAGAAUAAGCAUCUCAUUUAAAGGAAAACAAAGAACUAUUAGUAAUUACUCUUGCAUUUAUUUUUGAAGAAAUUAAAUUAUACGCGUGUCAAAGUACGUCACGUACGUAAUUAUGUAAUCUCCAAAAACUUCAAAGUCAAGGCGGUACUUUUAACAUCAAGAACAAAACUGAUACCGAUACUAUAAUUAAACAAAGACUUGUGCUUUAGGAUAAAUCAAACCGUGAUGUAUAGAAUGAAAAAAUAAAGGGAAGUAUUUCUUUGAAGAAUGAACGAACCUCGCUUUGAAUGUAGCGCGUAAAAAAAUCAUUGUAGCUCUUUUCUUUUUUUUUAUUGACAACGUCACAUAAAUUAGUUUCACAUCGAACGUCAAUAGAUUUUCGAUAUAUUAUCAUUAUUAUUAUUGUUAUUUUAUUAUCACAUUGUUAAGAUGAUGACGACAACGUCCGAAAAUCGAAUUUCGGGCCAUAUAAAAACAAAAAGAUAUGAAGUAAAGAUUAACGAAGUACGCAAUUAAUGGAAUUACAUCUUAAAAAAUUAAAGAGACAAUGAUCUCAAUAAUCAACAAACUAUUAUAUAAUGUGUUACUAAAUUACCGAAACGAUUAAGAUUGAAACGAAGUAGUUGCGAAUUUGAUCGUAAUAUUAUUUACAGCGAUUAUUUAAUAUAAAUAAAAGAGCUAUACUUGUAAUGUACAAAAUAAUAAUAUAUUCAUAAUAUAGUUUAAGUCCUCGACCCAUUAAACCAAGGCAUAAAUUCGUAAUUUGUCAUGAAAUGCUGAUUGUGUACAUACAUAUUUACAUAAUAAAACUGAGCGGAGGUACGCGAA
Vespa mandarinia (Asian giant hornet) is the source of this 4326-nucleotide messenger RNA. RefSeq lists its product as uncharacterized. Lineage: Eukaryota; Metazoa; Arthropoda; Insecta; Hymenoptera; Vespidae. Gene Ontology annotation, molecular function: transmembrane transporter activity. Gene Ontology annotation, cellular component: membrane. Gene Ontology annotation, biological process: transmembrane transport. The record is from RefSeq and is a predicted model, not a curated record.